AUGGAAGGAAUACAUGAUAACGAUAACGAUAAAGAUACAUGGAUCAUUGAAAAAGUUUUGGAAUUUCUAGUCAAACAAAAUCAACUCUGGGAAAAUGAUGACUUGCUAGAUACAAAAAUCAUCGCAUUCAUGGAAAAUAAUAAAUACGAAUCCAAGACUUUGUUUAAAAUGGUCAAUCAACAUCAAGAAAAAGAUAGAUAUUGGAUCUUACUGGCUUAUCUAUACGAACGAGGACUAGGAAUUCAAUCUGAAAAAACGAAAGCAUUCCGAUGGUACCAUAAAGCUGCAAAAAUAGAUGAUCCAAUUGCAAUGCAAAAAAUCGGAAUUUGUUACGAUGAAAGUAUCGGUAUCAACUAUGACCCCAUAAAAGCCAAAUUCUGGUACAAAAAAGCUGCAGAAGCUGGAAUGCUACGAUCACAACUUGAGCUUGCCAAACACUAUAUUUAUGGUAUGGAUAAUAAUAAACGUCUUCAGAUUGAAGGUUUAUAUUGGCUUGAGAAGGUGGCUAAUGCAGGUGUUAUUUGCGGGAUGAAUUUACUUGCCAAUACAUAUUAUUUUAUGAACGAUUAUCAAAAAGCGUUUUAUUGGUAUCAGAAAUCUUAUGACCAUGGUUCGAUUAGAGAGGAUCUGGCAUUCUUCCAUCGAAAAGGAUUCGGAACUUUAAAAGAUACUCAUAAAGCGAUUAAAUUUUUCUUGCAUCCGAGUCAAGUUAACUCUCAAUAUCUUUCGGAUAUUUUCAACGAUAAAUAG
Messenger RNA from Ambispora gerdemannii, 750 nucleotides. NCBI's taxonomy places the organism in Eukaryota, Fungi, Glomeromycota, Glomeromycetes, Archaeosporales, Ambisporaceae. The record is from the annotation of a GenBank genome assembly.